Molecule: messenger RNA, 3195 nt
Organism: Polistes dominula (European paper wasp)
Lineage: Eukaryota; Metazoa; Arthropoda; Insecta; Hymenoptera; Vespidae
Source: RefSeq, a predicted model, not a curated record
AUGAGCGACGAAGAUCUUGUUCAAUGUCCUUAUAAUCCUAAUCACCAGGUUCCUAGAUCUCAAAUAGACGAGCAUGAAAAUACAUGUAAAUUAUUGAUGGAUCCUAAUCAAGAAAUGCAAAUUACAAUGUCAUCCGACGACGAGCCAAGACCCUCAACAUCUUACCAGGAGUCACUUCAGGAGGAGAGUUCACUACAGGAGGGCAGUUCACAACAGGGAGGAAGUGAAAUGGCAACUCUUCCAAUUUCUGAGGGUAAAUCUCCUCAAGAAUGGAGAUCACCAGACAUACCAGUAAAACAGCUAAGACCUUACCCAAAACCGCUUCAAAGUAGUGAAACCUCAGCUGAAACAGAUAUAGACUUAUGUGAAUCAGAAUGUUCUUCAGAUAAUCAGUCGAAAUUACGGAUGACAGAUACACACAGUCAUACUGAGGACACUUCUUCAUCAAGCACUGACUCGACAUUUUCACUUCAUGACACUAUGCCAGAUAAAGAGAAAAAAAUUACACAUAAUUUGAGUGAAGAAUAUGUGGAACAAAUGGCUCCAGCUUCACAAGAUGAAUCUAGUUCACAACAAGCAACUAGUUCACAACAAGCAGCUAGUUUACCACAAGCUACUAUUUUACAACCGCCAAAAUUGACAUUGAAAAAGGAAGAUGAAAAAAUGGAAGUUAAAAGUAGGGUGACUCCAUCAUCAAGUUCAUUGCCACAAGUGCCUACUUCAUUAGAAGUUCCAAUGGAUGAAUCUUCUUUGUCUGAAGAGGUUUCACAAGAACAAUCAGAACCAAUUAGUUCUUAUGUUGAAACAGCAGAUGAUUCGGAUAAUGCAGAAGGAACAACAGAGGAAGAAAUGUCACAUCUUCCGACAGAUAUGUCUAUUUCAUUAGAAAUUCAUACGGAAGAAUAUUCUCUAUCUGAAGAGGAUUUACAAGAACAAUCACGACCAUCUUGUAUUCCUGGUCAGAGUACAUAUUAUUCGGAAGUUUCACAACAGCUAGGUAGAAAAAGGAAAAGGGAACAUGAAGAAAUGGAUACAGAAGAUAUAAUAAAGUUUAAGGCACCACAUCUUCCGACAGAAGAACCUACUCCAUUAGAAGUUGAAACGGAAGGACCUUUUUUGUCUGUAGAUGUAUCAAAAGAACAAUCCCAACCAUCUAGUUCUUCUACUGAGACAAGACAAGAUUUGGAUGAUUCACAACGGCAAAUUGGUUCUAGUAAAGAGAAAUAUGCCGAAACUUCUAUAGAAGAAACAGUGGAGACUGAAGAGUCACAUAUUUUGGCAGAAGAGACAACUUUACCAGAGGUUGAAACGGAAGAACCUUCUCUGGCUAGAGAUGUUCCACAACAAGAAUCACAACCAGUUAGUUCUCCUGCUGAGACAAUACAUGAAUUAGAUUUUCCACAAAAGGCAAGUAAAUUAAGGAAAAGGUCAUAUGCAAGAACGGAUAUGGAAAUAGGUAGUUUACAAGAAGGAGGUAGCUCACAACAAGCAGAUAGUUCAGAAGAAGCAGAUAGCUCACAAAGGGAAGUUAUAAAAAGAAGAAAACGUUCUGAUUCUUCUUUAACAACAGAUGAAAAUAAAAGUAAAAAAAUUGGAUUGGAAGAACCUUCUUCGUCUGUCCCAAAAGAACAAUCCAAACCAGUUGUUUCUUGUGGUAAGACAAAACAUGAAUCAGAUGUUCCACAAAGUGCAGCAAGUAGGUUAAGGAAAAGGUCAUAUGAAGCAACAGAGUCCAAAGUAGAUAGUUCAGACGAUCCUGGUGUCUCAUAUCAAGCACAUAGUUCACAAGAAGAAGAUAGUUCACAAAAAAAAAAGAGAAAAAUGAGCGACGAUGAGCUUGUACAAAGUCCCUAUAAUCCCAAUCAACAGGUUCCUAGAUCUCAAAUAGAUGAGCAUGUAAAUACAUGUAAAUUUUUGAUUGGUCCUAAUCAUGAUAUUGAAAUUACAAUGACAUACUACGAUGAGACAAAACCCUUAACAUCUUACCAGAAGUCACUUCAGGAGGGGAGUUCACUACAGGAUAGAAGUUCACAACAGGGAGGAAGUGAAAUGGCAAUUCUUCCAAUUUCUGAGGGUAAAUCUCCUCAAGAAUGGAGAUCACCAGACAAACCAGUAAAACAGCUAAGACCUGACCCAAAACUGCUUCAAAGUAGUGAAAUCUCAGAUGAAAAAGAUAUAGACUUAUGUGGAUCAGAAUGUUGUUUGGACAAUAAGGCGAGAUUACGGAUGACAGACAUAUGUAAAAAAAGAUAUCAUAAAAUGGUAAAUAAGAAAAGCAAGUCACUUAAGAAACUAACAUUAGACAGUCAUACUGAUGACACUUCUUCAUCAAGCACUGACUCGACAUUUUCACUUCAUGACACUAUGCCACAUAAAAAGAGAAAAAUUACACAUAAUUUGGUUGAAGAAUAUAUGGAACAAAUGGCUCCUGCUUCACAAGAUGAAUCUAGUUCACAACAAGCUUCAUUAGAAGUUCCAAUGGACGAAUCUUCUUUGUCUGAAGAGGUUUCACAAGAACAAUCAGAUCCCAUUAGUUCUUAUGCUGAAUCAACAGAUGAUUCGGAUGAUACAGAAAAUCAAAGAAUGAGAAGGGACAUGAAACAUGAAGAAAUGUAUACAGAAGAAACAAAGGAUGUAGGAAUGUCACAUUUUUCGACAGAAGUGACUACUCCAUUUGAAGUUCAAAUGGAAGAAUCUUCUUUGUCUGAAGAGGAUUUACAAGAACAAUCACAACCAUCUAGUUCUUCUAAAGCGCCAACACAUUAUUCGGAUGUUUCACAACGACCAAAAAUGAUUGGUAAAAGGAAACAUGAAAAAAUAAUAAUAGAAGAAACAAAGAAGCCUGAAAGAUCACAUACUUUAUCAGAAGUGACUAGUCCAUUAGAAGUUGGAUUGGCAGGACCUUCUUCGUCUGUUCCAAAAGAACAAUCAAAACUAGUUAGUUUUCCUGCUAAGAAAAUACAAGAAUCAGUUAGUUCAGAACGGCAAAGCAGGUCUAGGAAAAAGAAAUAUGAAGAACUAAUGGAGAUGGAUCCGGUUAGACCAAGACACCGAAGUAGGUCUAGGAAAAGGAAAUAUGCAAGAAUGCAUAUAGAAGAAAAUAAGGAAGCUAAAAGGUCACAUCUUUCGACAGAAGAAACUACUCCAUUAAAAGUAGAAAUGGAAGAACCUUCUUUGUCUGGAGAUGUUCCAUAA